AGAGAGAUAGCGUUUCAUGCAAGAACACUCAGCAAAAUGUGAUUAUGUGGGCAACAAAAAUCAACAGAUGCAAUACCCAAGACAUAUGCUGAUCACUUAUGUAAUAACUCAACUUAUAAGACGGAUGAAAUAACAUCACCGGGUAAACACAAGUAAUAACAUGUCGUCCACAUUCAGCGAGGCUGCCUCGCUAUUACGGGAAGCUACCACAGUUAGCAAGGAGACAACGACCAAGAAAUAUGCCAUCGAAAUUUUAGUCGUUGUUUUGGUGUCAACCCUUCAAUACUUGUGUCAAAGUUCUGCUUUUCACUGUCCGCAUGGUGAUAGCCAUUUCAGAUAUUCAAUGUAUGUGUUAUUUGGUCCUCCAAUAUUGUUCUAUUGCUUAGCCAUUUUGAAUAAUGAGUUGUUACAGUAUCGCAUAAGAGGGGUUGCGAGAGGAUGUUUCACGAAAGGUUCCAGAAAUCAGCGAAUGUUGAGAAUCAAAUGGAAAUCUGUGUUAUGGGGAAUUUUUCUAUCGUGCAUGCGUUGUUUACUUGCUCCGAUAACGUGGAUUAUCGUGUCGUUGUUACAAAAACGUUUCUACGUAUGUGCUAUCGUUGGAUAUGAACAUUUGGAUUUAAAAGGAGCUGCUAAUGUGACACAUCAUGAAGCACUUUCAACAGCUGGGACACAUUCGCAAGUUUUUGGAAUGAUAUGUUUGUUGUUUCCGACACUCAUCUACACAGUGUUUUCGACAAUAAAAAGAUGCUUCAAAAAUCCGGUCGAUAAUCUGCCAUGUUUGGAAGUCUUUACAACUUAUGAAGCAGAGGUUGCUCGAAAUAUAUUUGAAGAAAUCAUUCGAGACGCCGCCAACAAGAAUGCUAGAAGUAAAGUAAAACAAAUAAUGAAAUCUGUUGAGCAUGAAGAACACAAAGAUCAUGUCACCACCCAGAUGACAUAUGAGAACAUGAUGGCUGCUCGAGAAAAAAUAACGCAAGUUUAUCCCAUUGUGGAAGAUCGCUCAAAUCAUAAGCAACGAAUGAUGGAAGCAUGGGCAAGCGAAAUAGAAAUUUUCCAAAAAACAUUAUUUCCGAGAUAUCGAUACACAAAUCUGGUGGCGAGACGUUCUGUCUUGGACGAAACAGAUAAAAACACAUGUGGAGGAGAGCAUGAAAAAACUACUUUAUUAUAAAAUCACCGGCCAUUCUCGUGCCCAGACCUUUUUGAGAUAAACAGGUUUGUGUUAAACAGUACUGGGAUCAAGAAUGAUCGCUGGCGUCUUUUAGAAGUUGUUAUGUUACGUGUGGUAAUCUUUCUGUCAUGGAAUUUUGUUUUCACGAUAAAAUUUAAAAUUGGCGUAAAAGCGACAAGAAAUGUCGUUAACAAGGUUUGGAAUCAAGGUUGUGCAAACAGUGCCUGAAACGUAAUUUUUGUCCUAAGCUAGAUUCCAAUUACAGCGCAAUUCCCUGCGGCGCUGCAUGUCGCCUCAAGAACUCUGCGUUUUUAUGCUUCGCAUUAAAUUUAUUAUUUCUAUUUUUGUCUGCAAUGGAAAAAUAAAAAAUUACAAUGAUAACAGCAUGCUACAACAAGGUGCUGCGCUGCAGGGAACUGCGUUUCCAAUGUGAAUUCUUUGGAUGUCAUGUUUUUGCCGCCAAAAUUUAUAUUUUUUU
Hydractinia symbiolongicarpus is the source of this 1649-nucleotide messenger RNA. RefSeq names its product calcium homeostasis modulator protein 6-like. The transcript has 4 exons. The coding region runs from base 161 to 1171 and encodes 336 amino acids. NCBI's taxonomy places the organism in Eukaryota, Metazoa, Cnidaria, Hydrozoa, Anthoathecata, Hydractiniidae. The record is from RefSeq and is a predicted model, not a curated record. Gene Ontology annotation, molecular function: monoatomic cation channel activity.